This is a messenger RNA of Nicotiana tabacum (common tobacco), 1561 nucleotides long. RefSeq lists its product as uncharacterized. Gene Ontology annotation, biological process: mitotic spindle assembly; regulation of mitotic spindle organization; activation of protein kinase activity. Gene Ontology annotation, cellular component: spindle; nuclear microtubule. The record is from RefSeq and is a predicted model, not a curated record. NCBI's taxonomy places the organism in Eukaryota, Viridiplantae, Streptophyta, Magnoliopsida, Solanales, Solanaceae. Gene Ontology annotation, molecular function: microtubule binding; protein kinase activator activity.
CUUCCGUCGUGAAAGUCACCUUCAAAACCCUCAAAGACAUUUUCAACAGGUACAUUCUUGUAUGGAAAAAAAGGAAUGUACCUAUGUUUUUCCUCAGAAUCUUCCAAUUUUGAAACAAAUGGAUGGAGAAAUGGAGGAUUUCAGUGUAGAAUGUUUAAACGUAUAUCCGGAAAUUGACUGGGAAUACGAGUUUGACGCACCGUGGUUCUAUGAUUUUUGUCGCCCGGAGUCACCUUCUGAGGCUGCAGAAGCCGAACGCUGGUUCCAAACAGCCGGCAACUAUCCUCCUUCUCCUCUCAUUGUAAAGUUGAACCUGGUGAAGGACAGCGCAGCAGAAUGUUCGCGCGGUCCCUCUAGAUUACGAGAAGAGCAAACCGCAAAAUCGAGCAGCAACACCUCAUAUAUUCACAUCAGCUCUGCAGUUUCACCCUGUACGAAAAAUGAAGGAACACUUUCCGAUGGUCCAAUGGUUCAUGAAAUUUCUAAAGCUAAGAUAAAGUCAGAGUCCAGAUCUUUGAAAGCCAGAGAGUCAACUUUAAUGAAACCCACUGCUAGUCAUUUGGCUAAACUACGGUCCCAGAAACCACCUAACGAGACCGAUAUGAGAAGCUCAUGGAAUUCUUCAGGAUCUUACAAUGUAGCUACUAAAAGACAAAAGCUUGAGAGUGGUUAUCUGCGCAAGGUCACUGUUCCUAGAGAUCCUCAACUGGAAACCAUGCAGAGGGCACAAAGACGAAGUUUCAGGUCCAAGAAUGAUUCUGAGUCAAUUGAUUAUGCAAAAGCUAAAGGCCAACCUUCAAAAGCACAGCCCUUGAAUAUAAAAAUUCUCAAACCUCCUCAUCCGAAGAGCACACUGCAGUCGCCAAAAUUUCAUUUAUCGAACAGCCAAACUGCUGAGUUUGCUGCACAUAGCACUUCUGUGGACUUCAAAAGACCAAACACUCAAAAUGCUGUGAAGCAGGGGAAUUCUGUAACACUGCUCAAAUCAAAAGCUCUAAGAUGUAAUAAGAUCUUCCCAAGUAGUGAAGAUACUAGAAUAUGCGAAAACAUUGGAGAAAGAAGUUUAACCUCAAGUGAUUCUAAAUCUGCACCUGAUAAGAGGCUUCCACCAGUUGAAUUGUUUAAUAAGUUGUCCCUUAGAUCUGAAAGGAAAACUAGUGUAAUAUCUCGGCCAAAAACCCAUGCCUCUUGAAAGGUGCCUUUGAAAAUUUUGAGGAAUCCCUUCUGCGUGAUGGAAAUGAGUUACUUUUAAUACUUAUAUCUAAAAUGGACCUAAAAGAGAAUUUACCAAACUCUUUGGACGGAAAGAGGUUUGACGAAUAGCAGAAGUUGUUCUUGUUUCUGUUGAUAUCUAUUCAGAAAUGUAUUCCGAAGCCAAAUCAGUGUAGGUUAGGAGGAGCACACCAAGGAUUGGAUAGCGUUCAGCAUGAAGAUGUACCUGUGUCUUGAAUUCCAUGAAUAAGAAACAGGAAGUUAGAAAGAUGACACUAAUUGCUGAUAAUCUGUUUGUAUAUGUACUUGUCACCUUUUCGUCAAUACUAAGUUUUUCAACUAAAACUUC